AUGACGCCGGCGGGGCUGAUGGUCUUUUGUUCGCUGCUCACGAGGACGUUAUGCGUGAUCGCGCCUCAGAUACCAGAUUUCAAAACCGGUGACAAGAAGGUCAUCACCGGGCCGUUCUGGCACGAGGUGUUCACGGAAGUGUAUGACGAGGCCGAAGAUGACGUCUCCACCACGACGAGCGAGCCGCUGCCGUUCUUCGAGGAUGAUGCAUCAACUAACAACGUGACGGCCCAGCUCGGAAGCAGGGUGCAUCUGCAUUGUCGCGUGCAUGAUCUGGGAGAGAAGACGAUAUCCUGGGUCCGUCGUCGCGGCGAGGAGCUACAUUUGCUUUCAUUCGGACGGCACACUUACUCCGCCGAUUCGAGGUACUCGCUCGCCUUCGAGCACCCCAACGAUUGGCGCCUGCUCAUCCAGUACGUGAGCGAGCGUGAUGAAGGGUACUACGAGUGCCAGAUAUCGACGCACCCGCCUCUGGUCAGACGGGUUCAUCUUACUGUUGUUGUGCCAAAAGUGGAGAUUGUGGACGAGCGCGGACGGCCGCUGCAGGACAAGUUCUACAAGGAAGGAUCCAUCAUAGAACUUCGGUGUGUGGUCAGCGAGGUGCCCCAGCCAGCGAACCAGGUCAACUGGAAGCAUGGGACCAGGAUGCUCAACUAUGAUACCAAGCGAGGAGGCGUGAGCGUGAAGACCGAAGCGACUACAAACGGCGCCCUCUCGCGGCUGUACAUAGCAAAUGCGAACAGGAAUGACUCUGGCAACUAUACCUGCUCGCUGGCUGACGUCGCCGCGUCAGCUGUCUCCGUGCACGUGCUCAGAGGAGAAAACCCACUCGCGAUGCAGCGAGGCACCGCGUCCACCUUCUCACACCAUCUUCUGACAGCAUCCAUCGUGUUCGCCAGCUGA
Manduca sexta (tobacco hornworm) is the source of this 903-nucleotide messenger RNA. RefSeq names its product basement membrane-specific heparan sulfate proteoglycan core protein. Lineage: Eukaryota; Metazoa; Arthropoda; Insecta; Lepidoptera; Sphingidae. The record is from RefSeq and is a predicted model, not a curated record. The transcript is spliced from 6 exons. Bases 1 to 903 code for a protein of 300 amino acids. Gene Ontology annotation, biological process: synapse organization. Gene Ontology annotation, cellular component: neuron projection membrane.